AAUAAAAAUAAAAAAACAAUUAUAUUGCGCAGCCCUCGUUUUGCCUAUAAUUUUCACGUUGUACAACACUAUAUCACAGUGAAAUUGUUAGCACUGAUGCAGAUUCACGUAUUUCGUUAUGGCAUUUUAAUAUAAACAAAAUAGUUGCCAAUUAUUUAUAAAAAAAAAACUCAGCACGCAGAGUUAAACCAAACGGUGACAUAACCCACUGUCGUUUUUGGGCCAAACACAAUAAGCUUAAAAGUGCAACACAAAGUUAAGGAGCAGAACAUUUUGACAGCAGGCGGAAAAUUUUCACAAAAGUUAAUAUGAAAUGGUCAUAAAGUCAACGUUACGCCAACGUUCUCUUGCAGACAGUUCUAUAAGCUUGCGCAGCACAGAGCAUUAAUUUACACAAAAGAAAAGUUUAAGAUUUACAAAUUUAGCUUAAGCCCUAAGUUAGUCCAAAAUUGCGAAGGUGGCUGAAGCGGCUCUGCAACGGCAGCAACAGGCAGCGGCUGGCGACGAUACAAUGCCCUCGGCCAUUAGUGGCGGUGCGCAUGGCCAGGUGCACAUACCAAGCAAUGAAGAAUGCGGUAUACGGGAUGUGUGGAAGCAUAAUCUUGAGGAGGAAUUUCGCACGAUACGCAAGGUUGUGCAAAAGUAUCAUUAUGUUGCCAUGGAUACAGAAUUUCCCGGCGUUGUGGCGCGACCUGUGGGUGAAUUUCGUUCAACUGCGGAUUAUCAUUAUCAAUUACUACGCUGCAAUGUGGAUCUGCUCAGAAUCAUACAACUGGGAUUAACGUUCAUGGACGAUGAUGGCAAAACACCUCCCGGUUACUCAACGUGGCAGUUCAAUUUUAAGUUCAAUUUAAGUGAGGAUAUGUAUGCGCAGGACUCCAUUGAUUUGCUGCAGAAUUCGGGUAUACAGUUCAAGAAGCAUGAGGAGGAUGGCAUUGAUCCCAUUGAGUUUGCUGAGCUACUUAUGAGUUCCGGCAUUGUUCUGAUGGAUAACAUCAAAUGGCUUUGCUUUCACUCUGGCUAUGACUUUGGCUAUCUGUUGAAACUGCUCACGGAUCAGAAUCUACCCGCAGACGAAGGCGAUUUCUUUGAGCUGCUGCACAUCUAUUUUCCAAAUAUCUUUGACAUCAAAUAUCUAAUGAAGUCCUGCAAGAACCUCAAGGGCGGCCUGCAGGAGGUGGCCGAUCAGCUGGAGCUGAGACGGGUGGGUCCACAGCAUCAGGCCGGCUCGGAUGCGCUGCUCACUGGCAUGGCCUUCUUCAAAAUGCGUGAGAUGUUUUUUGAGGAUAACAUUGAUCAUGCGAAGUACUCUGGUCAUUUAUAUGGAUUGGGCACGUCUUUUAUCGUGAAUGGCACCAACUUUCACGAAAGCAAUGGUGAGGCGAAUAGCGCUUCCUGAUUUACAUUGAUGAAAAAUACAGUCGUUCAAAAUAAGAAAUUCGAACAAGUGACAGAUGCAAUUUAAUGUGUUUCUGCCUCAACUUCAGUCAAUAAAGGAAGAAUUCACAUUCAGCAUCAACUAGAAACUUCAACACAAUUACGCAAUACAUUAUGAUAAUUGAGCAGAAGAAACUCUCUAUACUUUUUAAUUGAGAUUUCUAUCAGCCCUUUAUCGGUAAUCCAUAAAUGUCUACAAUAAAUUAAAAUCCAAAAAAUAAAUUAGAAUGUACUCUAAAUAUUAUAUACACAAAAUAUUGCAAAUUUAGAAACAUAGCAAAAACAAACUGUAGCAGAAACGUAUGUAUUUCAAAAUAUGAAUGUCUAAUUGUGUUACAAGUAUGCUAAAAGUAGUAAGCAACUAUAUAUAUACAUAUAAGUUAAUCUGUAAUUGUACUAUACCAAUCCAAUACACCUAAAGCA
Messenger RNA from Drosophila busckii, 1860 nucleotides. It is a transcript of the gene Pop2, whose product is annotated as CCR4-NOT transcription complex subunit 7. Gene Ontology annotation, molecular function: poly(A)-specific ribonuclease activity; nucleic acid binding. Lineage: Eukaryota; Metazoa; Arthropoda; Insecta; Diptera; Drosophilidae. Gene Ontology annotation, cellular component: CCR4-NOT core complex; CCR4-NOT complex; P-body. The coding region runs from base 512 to 1399 and encodes 295 amino acids. The transcript is spliced from 5 exons. The record is from RefSeq and is a predicted model, not a curated record.